AUGCUUGUAAUUGACUGGCACCAGGUUGCUGAAAAUUCGUCGACAGCCCAUAACCGGUUUCUCCCUUCUUCGGGCUCAUCAGGUAGGCGCAGUCCCCGAGUUUCCAUCAACUUUAUGCUCUACUUGUUGCUGAAAAUUCGUCGACAGCCCAUAACCGGUUUCUCCCUUCUUCGGGCUCAUCAGGUAGGCGCAGUCCCCGAGUUUCCAUCAACUUUAUGCUCUACUUGUAACCAAAUUUCACCAUAUUACCGAAGUACACUCAUUUGCAAACUAAUUUGGCUCCAGGUCAUAAGGUUGACGGAAGCUCGGGAACUGCGCCUACCUGAUGAGCCCCAAGAAGAGCGAAACCGGUCGUGGGCUGUCGACGGAUUUUCAGCAACCUUACGAGUAGUGCGUAACAAAUAUAUAAGUACCGCGAUAUCUCGAAUAUCGUAG
This is a messenger RNA of Opisthorchis viverrini, 435 nucleotides long. RefSeq lists its product as hypothetical. The transcript has 4 exons. Lineage: Eukaryota; Metazoa; Platyhelminthes; Trematoda; Opisthorchiida; Opisthorchiidae. The record is from RefSeq and is a predicted model, not a curated record. Bases 1 to 435 code for a protein of 144 amino acids.